Molecule: messenger RNA, 651 nt
Organism: Propithecus coquereli (Coquerel's sifaka)
Lineage: Eukaryota; Metazoa; Chordata; Mammalia; Primates; Indriidae
Gene: CDRT4
Product: CMT1A duplicated region transcript 4
Exons: 3
Source: RefSeq, a predicted model, not a curated record
AUGGGAAAUCUGCAUGGCCCCUUGACAUAGAGAAGCGCAGACCCUCAAAGCGAGAGGUACAGUGUGCGGAGAGUCCAUGGUGGACUCUGGGACUCUCUGGCUAACAAGUAUUAUUUUCCAAAAGGAAUGUGGACCUUCGAUGUGAAGAAACCUCUAAAAAUGAAAGAGAGGACUGCUGCCAGGAAGAUAAAAACAGAAGAAGGAUUCACAGAGAACAUUGGACUUCCCCUGAAUCUGCUAGAAAAACAUGAGCCCUGGCCGGCCUAUGUCACGUAUACCUCCCCGAUAGUGCAAAGGCUCACUGAGAAAAGCAAAACGAGAGAACUGGAAUGCACGCGAACUCUCGAGGAAAGCCACCGGAGGCAGAACAAGCCUUCCAGCGUCAUUCAGCUGAAAAGGAGAAAGUCGUCCAAGUCCUCUGAUGACGUGUACGGGGAAGCAUUGUCAGAGACCAAGCUAUUGUUGUGGGGUCCUUACUCUGUGUCGGCCAUGGAUCCCGCCAUGAUCCCAGAACCCACACACAUACACACAGAUUCCAGAGAAUGUCCCAGUGCAAACUAUAACAAGAUCAUCUUCUCCCACAAGCCUAUGAUGAGGAUGCUUCCAUACAGCUCGCUACUGGCCAGCAAGGAGAAACAUUCACAAGUUUAG